Molecule: messenger RNA, 982 nt
Organism: Brassica oleracea var. oleracea
Lineage: Eukaryota; Viridiplantae; Streptophyta; Magnoliopsida; Brassicales; Brassicaceae
Exons: 6
Coding region: 1-849 (282 amino acids)
Source: RefSeq, a predicted model, not a curated record
AUGUUUGUAGAUGUUAUUGGUCAACCAAUUGAUAUCGGAGAUAUCCAGAUUGUGCAUGUGCAAGGUAAAGAAACAAAGAAGCUUGAGUUUACUUUGACAGAUACAGAGGAUCACCAAAUAGCAUGUUGUCUUUGGGGCCAGUUUGCUGAACAUAUGCUAUAUGCAUACAAAGUUGCUCAAGUCAAUAAGAAUUUUCUCUGUUUACUGAGAUUUGCUAAAAUCAAUGUUUACAAGGGACAAGUUCAGAUUACAAAUGCUUUUGAUUCUUCCACUAUCGAAAUAAAUCCACCCGGAUUUGAUGUCCAAGACUAUCUACAAGUGUUGCCUAAGAACGAGCUUGCUCUCACAACUGGUAGUCAUGAGCUUGCAAAACAUAAAGGAAGCAAACGCCAACCUGAUAAAUGGUCUAUUUAUCCUGAGAGAUCAAUUCUGGAUAUCAUUAUGGCGACUGAUACUGAAAACUGCAUUGUUAAGGGCACAAUUUAUGCAAUUGACACAGACUGGGCUUGGUUUUAUUUUGGUUGUGUUAAGUGCCACUUCAAAAAGGUUACCGAUAUUACCAAAAGGGAUGUGGUUCCUGUGAAACAUCUAUGGUAUUGUGAUUCAUGCCAUCAGUCUGUAACCAAUGUUGCACCUCAGUUCAAACUCCAUCUACUUAUAAAGGAUGACACUGGUGAAACUAAGGUGAUGCUGCUUGAUACUAUUGCUGAACCAAUUUUGGGAGUGAGUGCUGAAGUGCUCUUAGAUGGUUCUCUAGAAGAGGUAUGUAAAAUUAUCCAUUUAAUUGUUGUAUAUUACAUACAUAUAGUCGUUUUUAAUAUAGUAGGUGUUUGUUUUUAUUUAGGUUGAAGAUCCUGAAGACUUGCCUGAUGCUAUUAACAAGCUUAUUGGAAAAACUUUCAAAUUUGGUGUCUAUGUGAGCAAAGACAAUGUUGACUAUGGAGCUGAUAUAUUUAACAUUGGGAAAACAUGGUCUGCUGAU